Molecule: messenger RNA, 1395 nt
Organism: Neltuma alba
Lineage: Eukaryota; Viridiplantae; Streptophyta; Magnoliopsida; Fabales; Fabaceae
Product: protein HYPER-SENSITIVITY-RELATED 4-like
Exons: 2
Coding region: 1-1395 (464 amino acids)
Molecular function (GO): ATP hydrolysis activity; ATP binding
Source: RefSeq, a predicted model, not a curated record
AUGGCAUUCUUCUUCCCUUCCUCUUCUGUUGAAACCAACCUUGCCACCACCAAGACAUUUGUUUCAACGGUCGCCUCCGUCGCAACCACCAUAGUGCUUAUCCGAUCAGUGGCUCGGGACCUCUUGCCCGGCGAAAUCGUGGACUGUUUCUUCGAUGGUGUCCGUGGAUUCUUCCGUCGCUUCUCUUCCCAACUGACCAUAGUGAUCGAUGAGUUCGAGGGUCUCAUUAGCAACCAAAUCUAUGAUGCCGCAGUCACUUAUGUGGGCAAAAAAAUCUCCCCCUCCACUCGCAGAUUCAAAGUUAGCAAGCCUGAUGAUGCCAAAAGGGGCUUUGAGAUUACCGUGAAAUGCGAUGAGUUCAUCAUGGACGUGUUCAAUGGCAUCAAAUUCAAAUGGGUCUUCAUACGCCGUGGGGUUGAGUCCAAAAGUUUCAGCAAUAAUCCUAGAGACCAUUCAGAAAUUCGAUCACUAGAGCUCAGUUUUCACAAGAAGCACAAGGAGUUGGUGUUCGCAUCGUACCUUCCCUUCAUUAUGCAAGAAGCGAAAUUAAUGAAGCAAGAAGCGAGAGCCCUGAGGAUCUUUACAGUAAAUUGCAAUGGCAUAUGCGACAAUCUGAAAGACGCAUGGACGCCGAUGACCCUAGACCAUCCGGCGACGUUCGAGACGCUGGCAUUGGAGCCAGACACUAAGAAAUUCAUCGUGGAGGAUUUGGAGAGGUUUGUGAGGAGGAAAGAGUAUUACAGGAAGGUAGGUAAGGCAUGGAAGAGAGGGUAUUUGUUGUAUGGCCCACCUGGAACGGGAAAAUCGAGCUUGAUUGCAGCAAUGGCGAAUUAUUUGCAUUUUGACAUAUACGAUCUGGACCUGACGGUUUUAAGCCGCAAUUCGGACCUCCGGCGACUGAUGAUUGCUAUGGCGAAUCGGUCCAUCGUCGUUGUGGAAGACAUUGAUUGUACUAUUGAAUUGCAGGAUCGCAUCACUUCUGGUUACCCAAACCAACGGUCAGUGACACUGUCGGGGCUAUUAAACUUCAUUGAUGGUCUCUGGUCAAGUUGUGGAGAUGAGAGGAUUAUAGUCUUUACAACCAACCACAAAGAGAAGCUUGACCCCGCAUUGUUGCGUCCAGGUCGUAUGGACAUUCACAUCCACAUGUCAUUUUGCACUCCAUCCAUGUUCAGGCAGCUUGCUUUUAAUUACCUUCAACUUCAUCACAUCCUCUUUUUUUCACAAAUUGAAGAAGCCAUUCUUGCCACUCAUGUCACUCCUGCUGAGGUGGGUGAGGAGCUCUUGAAGAUGAAGAAUAGUGAUCAUCAUUCUACCCUUCAAGAAGUUCUACAAUUUCUUGUCCAGAAGAAGACCGAGAAAGAGGAGCUUGAGGCCCAAAAGAGGGAAACGUAA